This is a messenger RNA of Epinephelus fuscoguttatus (brown-marbled grouper), 7218 nucleotides long. It is a transcript of the gene pvrl2l, whose product is annotated as PVR cell adhesion molecule related 2 like. Bases 755 to 2251 code for a protein of 498 amino acids. The record is from RefSeq and is a predicted model, not a curated record. The transcript has 10 exons. NCBI's taxonomy places the organism in Eukaryota, Metazoa, Chordata, Actinopteri, Perciformes, Serranidae.
UCUUAAAUGUACUGGAGUGUAAGUAUUAAGUAGCAUCAAAUGGAAAUACUCAAGUGAAGUAAGUAAGUAUACCUCAAAAUUGUAUAUUUCUACCUCCAGGAGAUUCUUUCCAUUAUGAGUAUCAUGUUGAUGAUCAAUGAAAAUAAAUGUCACACACACACACGCGCGGAUAUAUAACCGAGCGGCAGAUGCCAGCAUAACACACUCUGAGCCUUCAGCGCAGGUAUGCAGGUUUGCGUUUACAACCGUCUAAAGUGUGCCACAGUCGGAGUGUGCUGCUGUAGCUGUGAGGGUUCAGUAUUACGGCUGAAGUCCUCUUGGUGACGCUCUGCUGACAUCACUCUGAUAUUCCCCACUCCGCUCUCCGCAUCAGACACACGGAGCUCUUCCGACUCUCUCACACUCCGUCCACACUUUGUUUCCAUUCCGCUCUUCUCGCCCAGGCAAAGACGCACCAUCACACACAAGCAGCCGCGGGCUACCUGUGCGCACUGCGGCCGGCCCCUUCUUCCUGUCAGUGACAGAUUCAAAGGAAGAAACAGAGAGAAACUAAACGCGGUGCUGCUUGAGGAGAGAGGACAGACGCGCAGAGUCAGGGGGAAAGAGAAGCCGCAACUUGGCUGAUUUCAACCCAGGCGGUCUGAACUGAACUCCAAGUUUCUUGGCUCAUCGGAGAAGGAAUAAUUCGGAGCCCGGCUGCCCCACACAGCGCUGUUGUGGAUAUUUACGUCCACCUUGUCUCCUGUUUAGAAGAAUGGCGAGAGAUUACGCAGCACGCUGUCCGGUCUCUCCGGUGAGAAACACUUGGCUGGUGGCGGCAGCGAUCCUCCUCGCAGCCCAAGGUAUCGGGGCUCAGAAAGUCCGAGUCGACGAGGAGCUGGAGGCGUAUCCCACAGAGUCUGUUAAACUCACCUGCGAAUUUAUCGAUGGAGGCGGCCUGACCAAACUCACACAGGUGUCUUGGAUAUGGGAACCUAUCGACGGUCAGAGGGAUAACAUCGCUGUAUACCAUCCUAUCUAUGGACACAGUUUCCCCAACCCGUCCUUCAAGGACCGAGUUGUAUUCCUCCACGACAGUCUUCAGAACCCAUCAAUUCGUAUUUCUAACCUGAAAAUGUCCGAUGCCGGCCGUUACACCUGCGAGUACGCCACCUAUCCUUCUGGAAACGAGCAAGGGACGACCACCCUCAUCAUGCUUGCCAAGCCCAGGAACUCAGCCAACGCUGUGACCGUCCAGGCUGGGACCAAGUCGGUGGUGGUGGCCCAGUGCGAGGCAGCGGAAGGCAAACCGGCAGCUACCAUCAAGUGGUUGGCGUCGGUUGGAGGCAACCACUCGACCAGCACCACAAACGGGCCGGACGGCACGGUGACAGUACGCAGCGAGUAUCGACUGGUUCCCACACCGGCAGAUAACGACAGGGAGGUGACCUGCAUGGUUGACCAGAGGACACUGGGGCAGCCGUGGGUUAAGACUUUCAAGCUCUCAGUGGAAUACCCCCCCUCUGUAUCCAUAGAGGGUUACGACAACAACUGGUACGUCGGCCGUUCAGACGCCGUGCUGGUCUGCCUCGCCACCGGCAACCCCAAGCCCACCACCUUCACUUGGACUGCGGCGUCUGGUGCUCUACCAGACACGGUGGAGGUUAACGGUGAGAAGUUGACAGUGAAGAAGGUGGACGACGCCGUCAACACUACUUUCAUCUGCGAGGUCAAGAACAAGCAUGGGGCCAGCAGGCACCAGAUCACCACCAUCGUCAUCGAAGAGAAGAGAACAAUCACCCCAGGCCCAUCAACAGGUGCCGUCGUCGGUGGUAUCCUUGGCGCCCUUGCCUUCAUCGGCAUCAUCAUAGGCAUCAUCUUCUUCAUUCGCAAGCGCCACGAGGAUGCAGAGGGCCCCCCCAAGCACAAGCCCCCUCCCCCUGUGAAGGCCGGCAGCUCAACAGAGAUGCUGAACAAGCCAUCAGAGCCUCCCACGGCCACAGAGACAGCACCUCUCAGCCCAGGAGAGGUUUACUACGAGCCCACAGGGGGAGAACCUGUCACGAACCUGGAUGAUGAGACCACCGGAGCCCUGAACGGCGGCGCGCCCCCAGUCCUGGACGACUCGGCUAAAUACGACAAAAUCAACGAGCUCAAAGACCACACCAGCGACGGUCACCGUGGCAAUGACUUGGAUUCAUCAAAUCACGAGCCGCCGGCCGCCAACAUCUCCCGUGGCGAGAGCUUCGUAUCUCCUGCCAUGUACGUGUAGCCAUGGCAUAUAGAGCACCACAUCACAAUAUAUGGGCCAGUUCCAGAUCACCUAAAUCUGCAUGAAAAGCAAAGGCGAGCACACUCGUUUAAAGUUUAAACUCCAUAUGAUGACGUUUUCCAGACAAGUUUCUUUUCCUUUGUCAGGCACAUUUAGAGGGUGUUAUAUUUUCAUUUCUGGGGAAGCCACUUAUGACUAGUAAUGUUGGUAAGGGUACUUAUCUUUUUUUUUAACUCUGUCAUACACACUUUUAAUUAUCAUUACACUGCAAGUAUCUGUCAAAGCAAAAAUAAAGAACAAAAUAUUAAAGCAAGAUGCACACACACACACACAGUAGUUAAUAUCAGACAAGCCAUGCAGCCAUUGAAAUCAUGUGUCUUGCAUAUGAUGAGGCGGGCUUUUACAAUAUGUUAAUUACAUGCUUGAGAGGUAUUGCAGUGUAGGUGAACUGGAACACUACCCUCAGCUAAUUAACACACUGCACUCUGCCUAUGUGAUGCUUGCAAAUCAAAAUUUCCACCAAAAAAAAAAACAGCAAGACAGCAACAUCUUCAGUGGAUUCAGUCUGAAAUAUUAUAUGCAACAUUUUGUGCCAUAAACAUACAAUGUCCCCAUCGCAAAAAUGAUUGUUUUAUGUGAAGCUGCCAGUCCUGGGCUCUUCUGUUUACAGCCGUGGAAAGUGAUUUGAACAUCUUCUCUCCCUCUAAGUAAGGAUAAAACAUAAAGCUCCUGUUGCAGCCUUGUGCAACAGAGAAAGUAAAAAAUACCAUCUUUGAAAUCCUUUCAAAGUAUUUUUCUUCCACGGUUAGUUGGUUUUGAAUUACAUACUAGCUGAAUUUGGUCCCAGGAAGUUCAAAGCCUGAUCAUCUGGCUCUCCAAGCAGCUUCAAUUAAUCACUCAAGAUGUCUGAAAGUAUUUCAGUUAUUUAUCAACUCCUACAAUAACCCCAAAAAGAAGCAGCCUUUCCCACUCUUAACCAGGCUACAGUCCAAUAAAAAAAACAUUCCACUUUAUUAUGUUGUCAAAGGGCCUCAUCUGUCCCCGGAGCACCAGGCUGCUCGUUAGCACUAACGAAGGGGAAGUGACAUCGUUUUGAAGCUCUGUAACCUGGCAACAUUACAUGAUUAAGAUUCCAUGAUUUAUAAUUGCAAGAGUUGGUAAGGCUCUGUGUCGGGGAGAUGAAACUUGGUUUACAGCAAAGCACACACACCACAGGGUUCUUUCAUGCACACACACACACACACACACACACACACACACAUACACAUACACACACACUUACAAAUACACAAAAGCACCAAUGUUUGUAUUCAGUCCUCCUCUAAUGAAUCACACUAAUAAGGCUGAGGGAACAUUAUAAGGAAUGUAUUUUCAGAGUGUGAAAAUGCUCAGCAUGUAUUGGAAAAUACUGCCAUUACAGCCAUUUUAAUAGAUUAAAAUGGUCACACACUCUGAUAUAUGCAGAACAUUUUACAUGUGUAGAAAAUAUGCAUUUUAAUCGAUUGUCCACUUAAAGCAAAAAUGAAAAAAAAAAAGUGAGCAUCAACUAUGCCUGGCUGAAUCAAAAAUUGGUCUUCAUAGAUGUCAGAUGGUACCAAAUGAUGAACAAACAGUGUAAAUACUAUUGAUAAUAUUGAUGAAUAAUAUAUUGUUGGUGAAAUGUGUACACAUAAAAAAAAUAAACAAAGUGUAGGUGUUAUCAGUGCCUCUGUACAGGGGAUGGAAGUUUGUUUAAUGUCAAAAUGAGCGAUUUAAAAAAAGUGUAUAUUACUAUUUUACUUUUCACGGGUACAUUGAGGUUGUCACUUAUUACUAAAAUGUUUUAUUUGAAUAUAUAAGAAAAAAAAUGAAAUGGUGUGGAUUUUACUCCUUGUUCAUAUUACUCUGCAUGGCAUGAUCGGUGGCUUGUUGAAACACUUUCCCAAGGCUGUUUGCGGAAUGAUCUUCUCCAUUUGUAAAAACAUUUUUGAAUGUCAAAAAAAAGCAAGCUGUUUUUUUUUUUUUUUGUUUUGUUUGUUUGUUUGUUCUUUUACUUCCAUCUCAAUGUCACAUUCAUGCACACCAUGAGCACAAGUCCAAUUUAAGUUGAGAGAGCCAGAGAUUUUUGUUUUAUUUUUUGUUUUUUCGUCGUGUGACAGCUCAGCAGGCUUCCUGGUUUUAUCUUUAGCGCUGAUCCGAAAAUGUAGCCAGCGUGGAAUCGCCAUCUCUUUCGGCCACAGUGUGCAGUACACACAGAGACACAGAGAUGCUCUCCUCCUUUCUAAUAUUGAGCUCUUGCUUGAGACCUCGAGGCACACAAAUCUUCCUGAGGUAUAAAGUGGACAGUCGGAUGACAGGAUGUGGCUAACAGCACCAGUAAAAAUCACCCACAAAAGCACAGUCAGAUGGUGGAUGCAGAUUUGUUAAGAGUUUGGUAUAAAAGUUGAUAGAGAUGGAAACAGGAAGAGAGACACAUAAUUGGAGACAUAAAAUCAAACUGACAGAGUAAUGAGAUAAUAGGAGGGAGGCCUGAAAAGAUUACAACAAGAAAUUUCUCAUCACAGCUUUCACUCUCUGCGAGGUCGGCACAAAAUGCAAUAUUUUAGUUUUUAAUGACGUAUGACAAUCAUCUGUUUAUAUUCAAUUGUUGCUAGCUUUGGUGGGGAGACAUUUUUUGGCUUUAUAUAUUUGUAGUUAUUAUAGAAAUACCACUUUUUGCUGCAUGUUCACAGAAAUACUGCUACACCUUUGAUCCAUCCUGAAAAGAGACACAGCUUUGUUUUACUAGUUUUACUUGACUUUGUGUAAUAAUGACAGACAACACAUAGACUGUAUAUAAAGAUGAGCGACGCGUCUCCACUUACCCCUACUGUGCAAAAAUGAAGCCAAAAUAUCUCGGAUACAGCUGUUGCCAUCUUGCUCUGGUGAUGUCAGUUGGAGUCAGAGUCUGCGCAGUAUCAAUCUCCAUGGUGUCGAGUUCCUGCCUAAGCACCCAUCCGACCAAUCGCGAGCAGCGCCCUUCAUCACAAGCACACAGAUUGGCACACACAGCUGUCAAUCAUGAUGUCAACCCCCUUUUUAUGGCAUCACAUAACUAGUUAAAAACUUAAAAACUUAUCCAAAAGGCAAUCACUUGAACAUACAUCAACGUGAUAGAGUGUUAAGUUUGGCUCAUGUCCCAUCCACUAACAUGGAGGAGGUGGACUGUAAGACCUAUGCUGCAGCCAGCCACCAGAGGGCGAUCAAGAUGUUUGUUGUCUGUUGUCUGUUGGACGCAAAUUUGCGGCUCUCAGCAUAGUGAAGGAAUGGCCCGCCCCACCUAACCAACCCAACCAUUGGAGCCAACACUAGCCCAUCGUAGAUAGAGUAGGGCGGGUCAUUUCUUCACUAUCCUGGGAUUCACAAAUUCGCCUAUGGGAUGGCAUGUCAGCUCCCCAAAAGUGAAGCCAAACAUCUUGAUCGUCCCCUGGUGGCUGGCUGCAGCAUAGGUCAUACAGUCCACCCCCUCCAUGUUAGUGGAACCUGAUGGAGAUCAAUAUUUCAUAGAUUCUGGCUCCAAAUGACAUUAUCAACGCAAGAUAACAGCAGCCAUAUCUGCGAUAUUUUGGUUUAAUUUUCAUACAGUGGGAGUGAGUGGAGACAUGUUGUUCAUCUUUACAUACAGUCUAUAGUUACCAUCAUUAAUGUUUACAGACGUCUGAAUCUGCAGUAUAAAUUCAGGACAAAUGCGGGAUAAAUAGGGAAUUCUUUAGUAUGCUGACGGUGUAAAAGUUUAUUUUGUACUUUUUGUGUCUGCGAUGUUUUGAUUUUUUUACUAAAGGGAAUGUCUGCAUGCUGCAUGGACCAAUGAGAUAAAAGUCCAAAUAUGCCAGAAGAUUUGGACCACCAUGACAAGUGCAUGGCUUUUGACUUGUUUAUGGUGCAGUGUCAGACAAUCACGUACGGUGUAUUAUACAGCUCUGCCACAGAACAAAAGCUGUCAGAAGGGAGAAUUAAAUGUGACGCUUUUGCUCUUUUGUCUGUAAUUUAAUUUUCUUAAAUAAAUGAAUAUUUAGUUUUCUGCAGAUUAAUGUGUUUAAUGUGUUUGCCAGCGGGCUGCUGUUGAUAGAUUGAGCAUAAAGGAAAAGGACAAUCAUUGGGACCCAUUAUAUCAGAGACCAAUGACUCAGCAAACAUUCAGUAUUGAGUUUGAGCUCUGUCAUUUUAUUUGGGGGAUCAUUCAGUUUUACCCAGAGCCUUACGUUUAAUAGAGUUGCUUCAUUCUGAGGUAUCUUGAAUUAGAAUCUCAACAUCACCAGGAAUGCAGUCAUGAAACUGUCAACUAAAACGGAAAUUGCAAAGAAAAAUGAGCUCUGAGUCAGUUUACAGGCGGUAUUUGCCCAAAAAGCAUGAGUCAGUUAUGCAGUUAGAGGGUGAUGUGGGGGAACUGCAGUGAUUUCAGAUGGGUUAGGUGUUAUAUCAAGGCUGUGAGUCUGUCCCGUCUGUGAAAGCUCCAGCGUUGCAUUUUGGCCAAGGUGCUUUGCUCCCCCCGUUACGGGUUCGAUGCCAGAAACACAAGCUGUGAAUGUCCUCAAUAACGCAGUUCGGUCUGAAUGCGGUCCUCUCCCUCGUUUGCCCUCUUUCUUUCUCCCCCCCUCUCGGUUCUCUCUCUUUCAUCCAUUGUCAUCACAGCUUUUCAUCACAGAGCCAGACGUGCCUUCUUUAUGUUAUUUUUAGCUUUUCAAUUCUCACACUUCUUGUUUGACAGUAGAACGGAUGAUGAAAGGGGGAAACACACAAACACAUGAUGGGUUUGACAUCGAUAAUGGCAAUGCUAAAACACACACACACACACACAAACACACUGGAGAUGUAAUCAUAUUUUUGUGAGUGUUUAUCAAUUCUUUCAUUUAUUUUGUUUAAUCACAGAUCAAUUAUCAUUUUGUAUGCUUUUUGGGAAACCUAUUGUACAUGUUUUACAGAUCAUUGUCUUGUCAAAUAAAAUGUAA